AUGCAUUCUUUAUCAAUUUUUAAUGGCAGGUACAUUGCUUAAAAGAAGCUAUCCUCAGGUAGUUUUGGUGUAGUUUUAUUGGGAAGAGACAAAGAAAACAAUAUUGAUGUUGCCAUAAAAAUAGAGAAAGAAGAAAAUCAAGAAGUUAAAUCUCUGGAAAGGGAAGUGUAGGUUUUAUAAAGGUUAGCAAACACAGAAGGAGUCCCAAAUCUCUAUUGGCAUGGCGAGUAGGAUGACUACAAUAUCAUCAUAUUAUAGCUACUUGGGAAGGAUCUCGCCUAUUAUAUGAAGUAGAAAAGGAGGUUUUCUGUAAAGACAGCGAUUUAAUUAGGAAUAUAAAUUGUUAAAGUUUUGGAAAGAAUUCAUUAGAAAGGUGUUGUGCAUAGAGAUCUGAAACCUGAAAACAUCUUAUUUGGCUUAGAUAAUGAGUCUUCUAAAAUUUAUGUUGUAGAUUUUGGAAUCAGUAAAAUAUAUUUAGAUAAGAUGGAGAGAAUCAUACCCUUUCGAGAUGGAACCUCAUUUAUAGGAACCACCAGAUAUGCAUCCAUUGCUGCUCACAAAGGUUACGAAUUGAGUAGGAAGGAUGACUUGGAAUCUCUUAUGUAUGUUCUAUUGUACUUUAUUAAGGGGCAGCUACCUUGGCAAAAUAUGCAGAAUGUCACCGACGAGGAGAGAACGAACAAAGUUGGAGAAAUGAAAAUGACUAUCGACCCAAGGGAACUGUGCAAAGAUGUACCCAUCGAAUUCCCGAUUAUCCUUGAAUAUUUGAAGACCUUGCAAUAUCGGAGUGAACCUGAUUAUAAUUACAUAUACAACCUAUUCCAAAAGUCAGCCAAAAGCUUAGGGAUUGUCUUAGAUUUUGCCUAUGAUUGGGAAAUGCCUUCUCAAAGGAAGAUCUCAGCGAAUGAAAUGGUAAAAUCUUAAGAAAUGAAAAGAUCUACAACUCUUAAUCAAGCUCUAUUACCUCCCAAUCAAUAGGAAAUGAAGAAAUCCCUUGAGAAAGGCAAUACAAAUCUCAUGAGGUAAUCAAGCAAUAACAAUUUCUUAACUCCUCCCCAAAACAAUCAAUUGUAACCUCCUCUUUUGAGAAGAUCGGAUUCUCAAUAACCUAGUGUUGCUUCCAAUUAAGGCAGUGCCAUGCUUAGCACUUAUAAUUCCAGAAGACCCAAAUAUCAAAAGUCUAUAGUUGCCUUGGAUUAGUUUGAAGAUGUAAGAAAAAGCAUUGACAGCAUUUAAUUAGAAAGUGGAAAUGUAGACAAAUUGUAAACUGAUGAAUAAAAGUUUAAUAAAAUACUUAAUGAAAGUCUCUAAAAACCUCAAAUUUCAAAUAUUCAAUAAUCACACUACUACUCGGAAACGGUAGGUUGGAAGGACUCGAUUUUUGAAGAGAAUUAUUUAGAUGAUCCUCUCUCUAAAAAAUAUGGAUUACUCAAAAAUAAUGGAGUCGAUAUAGGCAAAAAACUUUCAUUGAAAAAUAAUAAAAUCAAAUUGCCAAAGAAAAAGAAUUGA
Messenger RNA from Paramecium tetraurelia, 1509 nucleotides. RefSeq lists its product as uncharacterized. Gene Ontology annotation, cellular component: nucleus; cytoplasm. NCBI's taxonomy places the organism in Eukaryota, Ciliophora, Oligohymenophorea, Peniculida, Parameciidae. The record is from RefSeq and is a predicted model, not a curated record. Gene Ontology annotation, molecular function: ATP binding; protein serine/threonine kinase activity. The transcript is spliced from 5 exons. Gene Ontology annotation, biological process: endocytosis; signal transduction; peptidyl-serine phosphorylation.